Paramuricea clavata is the source of this 548-nucleotide messenger RNA. The record is from the annotation of a GenBank genome assembly. Lineage: Eukaryota; Metazoa; Cnidaria; Anthozoa; Malacalcyonacea; Plexauridae.
AUGUCUGCCAAAGUCACUGCAGGUUUAUGUAUCCUUUGGCAAUGUUUCCAUCUAUCAAGUUGUAGUAUUGCACACAUGAAGUAUUCAAAAUUGAAAGCGAUAAAUUGGGGUCUACCUCUUGCUGGACACAAAUUUAAUGUAACACCAAUAGCAACGAGCAGAGUAACAAAUCAUAUCAAGUGUAUGGCUCACUGCGCAAAAACUGAGGGAUGUGUUGCUAUAAAUCUUGGUCCCGCACAAGCCGGAGAGCACGAGUGUGAAAUGUUCGAAACAACACGAUAUUCAAUAUUUAAUGCAAAAUUCACUGCGAAAGCUGGCUGGAAAUACAUUGGACCUAAGGUAAUGAUAAUCUCACUGUUAACAGAUCGAGCAAUCUGCAGUAUUUGUUUUAUAGAAUAGUAAUUCCCCUUAUAAUGGACGCUAGAACUCAGAAAUUUAUUAAAUUUAUAUUUACUAGACAAAAUGUGACGUUAAUCCAUGUCGUAAAGGAUUUUGGUGCAUUGCCCAAGAAUAUGAAACUGGUUACACAUGCUUAGAUCCCGUUGGAG